Molecule: messenger RNA, 1845 nt
Organism: Pipistrellus nathusii (Nathusius's pipistrelle)
Lineage: Eukaryota; Metazoa; Chordata; Mammalia; Chiroptera; Vespertilionidae
Source: the annotation of a GenBank genome assembly
AUGUCCUGCUACAUCUACCAGCUGCCCUCCUGGGUGCUGGACGACCUGUGCCGCAACAUGGACACGCUCAGCGAGUGGGACUGGAUGCAUUUCGCCUCCUUCGUGAUCACGGACCUGACGCAGCUGCGGAAGAUCAAGUCCAUGGAGCGGGUGCAGGGCGUGAGCAUCACCCGCGAGCUGCUGUGGUGGUGGGGGAUGCGCCAGGCCACCGUCCAGCAGCUGCUGGACCUGCUGUGCCACCUGGAGCUGUACCGCGCCGCCCAGAUCAUCCUCAACUGGAAGCCAGUGCCUGAAAUCAGGCCUUCUGCCCCAGACUUCCCGGGAGCCGAGAAGCCAACAAGGCCCUGGGCAGCGUCCGUAAGGAACACGGAGGACGAACAGAAGAUGGGGCAGCUCGUGGGGCCAGCAGCCUUGCCGGGCCCAGGGCCUGCUCCAGCCAGAGCCAGCCUCCCGCCUCCUCCCGAAGAUGCCCCUGCUUCCUUAAAAACAGACCUUCCUGCUUCAUCCGAUCCAAAGGAUGUCAGCACCUCCAUUCCUAAGCAAGAAACCCUCCUGAGCCUGGCUGUGGACAGCCUUUUCUGGAACGAGGUGGACGUAGUUCACGCAACCGACAACUUCAACCAAACCCACAAAAUCAGCGAGGGGACCUUUGCUGACGUCUACAGAGGGCAGAGGCAGGGCACCCCAUUCGUCUUUAAGAAGCUCCGAGAGAUGGCCUGCUCAGGUCCAGGAUCAAUUGAAAAUUUCUUCCAAGCAGAGAUACGAAUCUGUCACAGAUGCUGCCACCCCAAUGUCUUACCUCUGCUGGGCGUCUGCACUGGAAAUCAGUUUUACAGCUUGAUCUACCCCUACAUGGCAAAUGGUUCUUUACAGGACAGGCUCCGGUGCCAGGGCGGCUCAGACCCCCUCCUCUGGCCCCAGCGCGUCAGCAUCGUCUCAGGGCUGCUUCGCGCCGUGGAGCACCUGCACAGCCUGGACAUCAUCCACAGCAACAUCAAGAGCUCCAAUGUUUUGCUGGAUCAAAACUUCACCCCCAUGCUGGCUCACCCAAAGGCUCCGCUGUGUCCUGACAGUAAAAGGUCACAGUACACCAGGAUGAAGACCUGUCUGUUCCAGGCCUCGGCUGCAUACCUGCCGGAAGAUUUCAUCAAAGUGGGGCAGCUGACAAAGCGAGUGGACAUCUUCAGCUGUGGAGUAGUGUUAGCUGAGGUCCUCACUGGCAUCCCUGCGAUGGAGACCGACCGGAGCCCAGUUUACCUGAAGGACUUACUCCUCCACGAAAUUCCGAGCAGCAGCAGGAGGACGGGCGUGGAGAAGGUGAUGGCGAAGGAGAUCUGCCAGAAAUACCUGGAGAGGAGAGCAGGGGCUCUGCCCGAAGACUGUGCGGCCGCGCUGGCCUCGGCCGCCUGCCUCUGCCUGCGGAGGCGGAAUGCCAGCCUGGCCGAGGUGUGUGGCUCUGUGGCUGCUGUGGAAGAGCGGCUCAGAGGUCAGGAGACGUCGCUCCCUUGUGGUGGGCUUUCCGAGAGCACAGGCGCUUCCUCCAACAUUCCAGAAGAGACGGACGACGUAGACAAUUCUAGCCUCGAUGCCGCCUCCUCCUUGAGGGCAGCACCCCGGUCUGGGGUUUCUGCUUCGCCUGCCCCCGCAGAGGACGGAGAAGGCAGGGUGCCGGCCAGCAGGGGAAUGCGGGCUGACUCCUCCUCUGACGCCUGUACCAGUCCAGAGCCUCCCCAGGCUGAGACUUCGUGGAAAAUCGAGAUCAAUGAGGCCAAAAGGAAGCUGAUGGAGAACAUCCUGCUCUACAAGGAGGAGAAACUGGACAGCAUUGAGCUUUUUGGCCCCUGA